Acanthosepion pharaonis is the source of this 561-nucleotide messenger RNA. The record is from the annotation of a GenBank genome assembly. Lineage: Eukaryota; Metazoa; Mollusca; Cephalopoda; Sepiida; Sepiidae.
AUGUUUCUUUAUAUAAACUCUCAUAUUUGUCUCACUCAUUCUCCCCUUUUACUUUUUUUUCUCCUCACCCUCUACCCCCCUCUCUCUCAUUGCUGCCAUCCAUACUUUCCCUCAUUUCUUGCUCUCCACACAUCUUUGCUCUCCACACAUCUUUGCUCUCCUGCAUUUUUCUUUCCUCUUUCUACAUUCUUUUCCUUUUUUCUUCUCAUAAUUUUAAUCUUUUCUCUCUUCGUUUUUUCCUUUUUUCUCCCCAUUUUUUACUUUGCUUUUUCUCUCCCCACUUUUUUCUUUACUUUUUCUCUCCCCACUUUUUUCUUUACUUUUUCUCUCCCCACAUUUUUAUUUGCAUUUUCUCUCCCCACAUUUUCCUUUCUUUGCAUUUUUUUCUCCCCACAUUUUUCUUUCUUUUCCCUUCUGUUUGGAUUUUUUUUCAUUUUGUGGUUUUAUUUCCUUCUCUACCAUUGCUCUCAUAUAUUUAUUCCCUUAAUUUCUCAGGCAGAGAUAUGCACUACUGUGCCCAUUGAAGAGAAAAAAAAACUUGCUUUACAACCUGCUUUCUGA